Molecule: messenger RNA, 2469 nt
Organism: Radiomyces spectabilis
Lineage: Eukaryota; Fungi; Mucoromycota; Mucoromycetes; Mucorales; Radiomycetaceae
Product: large subunit of biosynthetic type acetolactate synthase
Exons: 4
Coding region: 136-2166 (676 amino acids)
Biological process (GO): L-valine biosynthetic process
Cellular component (GO): acetolactate synthase complex; mitochondrion
Molecular function (GO): magnesium ion binding; flavin adenine dinucleotide binding; acetolactate synthase activity
Source: RefSeq, a predicted model, not a curated record
AUUUAAUCGAUCCCAUUCGACUUCCCUUGUUAUCAAUUUUUUUUGUUUUCCUCUUUUCCGUUUAACUUAUUUCAAUCCUCUCUCCAACGGAUUUUCCAAAACGUAGUUCCUUUCAAAAAACAAGUUAACAACACAAUGCUUGCAUCAGCCACAGCAAGAAGUCCUUCCAGACUAUUCCAUCAAGCCAAUGCUCUGUAUCGUCGACACGCCAUGGCAGCAUGUAUGAUCCAUACCACUCGAAAAUCCAAAAGUGCCGCUGGAGCCGCUGCCGCUGCAACAAAUAUCGCAGCACAUACGGGAAUUGGCGCUGAAGAAGCCGCUCAACAUGUGAAGCCUACCAAAGUGCAACCUCUUUACAAGAAGAAUGCCGUUGCCAUGGAUGACUCCUUUGUUGGCAUGUCGGGCGGUGAAAUCUUUCAUGAAAUGAUGUUGAGACAUGGUGUGGAACAUGUCUUUGGAUACCCCGGUGGGGCUAUUCUCCCCGUCUUUGACGCUAUUCACGAAUCGGAAUACUUUAAAUUCAUCCUUCCUCGACACGAGCAAGGUGCCGGUCAUAUGGCUGAAGGUUAUGCGAGAGCCACUGGUAAACCGGGUGUGGUUCUUGUUACUUCGGGACCAGGUGCAACCAAUGUGGUGACUGCAAUGGCUGAUGCUCAAGCCGACGGUACACCGCUGGUUGUUUUCAGCGGCCAAGUUGUCACCUCCGCCAUUGGCACGGACGCUUUCCAAGAAGCCGAUGUUGUUGGUAUUUCACGAGCAUGCACCAAGUGGAAUGUGAUGGUGAAGGAUAUCUCUGAACUUCCUCGUCGUAUCAACGAGGCAUUCACCAUUGCAACGAGCGGUCGACCGGGUCCUGUGCUUGUUGAUCUUCCCAAGGAUGUUACAGCUGGUAUUCUGCGACGUCCCAUUCCUACCAAAUCAAUGAUUCCCUCUCGUCCCGUUGCCAUUCCCAACACCGCCAUUGGUGCAUUUACCGAAGAUUCAUCGGCCGAAAGCGCUCAAAUCAUCAAGCGAGCGGCGGAAUUGAUCAACAAGGCCAAACGGCCCGUUAUUUAUGCCGGUCAAGGUGUGCUGGGUCAUGCCGAUGGACCUAAAGUGCUGACAGCGCUUGCCAACAAUGGUAAUAUUCCCGUCACCACCACUCUGUGCGGUCUCGGUGCGUUUGAUGAACUCGAUCCCAAAUCGCUGCACAUGCUCGGUAUGCACGGUUCAUGCUACGCUAAUUUGGCCAUGCAAAACGCCGAUGUGAUUAUCGCUCUGGGUGCUCGUUUCGAUGAUCGUGUCACUGGUCGAUUGGAUGUGUUCGCUCCGGAAGCGGUCAAGGCGGCCAAUGAGAACCGCGGUGGUAUCUUGCACUUCGAAAUCAUGCCCAAGAACAUCAACAAGGUCGUUGAAGCCACCGAAGCCAUUGAAGGUGAUGUGACGGAAAACCUCAAGGCCCUCCUUCCCCACAUCGAGAGCUCUGAACGCAAGGAGUGGUUCGACACGAUCCAGGGAUGGAAGAAGGAUUAUCCUUUCUACUAUGAGCCUGCGACUUCCGAUGACAAAAAAAUCAAGCCUCAGCAAGUGAUUGCGGAAUUGAACGAGCAGACGCUGGAUAAGAAGGAUAAGGUGAUCAUUACCACAGGUGUGGGUCAGCAUCAAAUGUGGGCUGCUCAAUAUUACCGAUGGAGACAUCCUCGUACCUUUAUUACUUCAGGUGGUCUGGGUACCAUGGGUUACGGUCUCCCCAGUGCUAUUGGUGCCAAGGUGGCGAAACCGGAUCACAUUGUGAUUGAUAUCGAUGGCGAUGCUUCGUUCUCCAUGACGGCGAUGGAAUUGGCCACCGCGGCGGAAUUCAACAUUGGUGUCAAGGUGUUACUGCUGAACAACUCGUUCCAGGGUAUGGUCAAGCAAUGGCAAGACUUGUUCUAUGAAAACCGAUACUCUGGUACCACGAUGAAGAACCCCGACUUUGUCAAGCUGGCUGAAGCCAUGGGUAUCAAAGCCCUUCGUGUCAGCAAAUCCUCUGAAAUAUCUGAAAAGAUGGCCGAAUUCUUGGCUCACGAUGGUCCCGUCUUACUGGAAGCCGUGGUGUGCAAGGAAGAACAUCUUUUCCCCAUGGUCCCCGCCGGUCGAGCCUUGCAUGAUUUCAUUGUCCAUCCCAAAUUGACCAAGAAACACUAAAAAAACAAAAAGAUUUCUCCAAAGCGUCAGGUCCCCUUUUCGAGGAUCAAAACAAAAAAUGAACAUUCUAUGCUAUUCAUAUUUCAUGUUUUUAUACUUUUCUUUGCAUCUCUUUUUUUUUAUUUUUUUACCCUGCAUAGCAAAAAAGGAAAUAGAUCUGCUUUUUUUUUCCACUCUUUUUCCGUUCCAUUUCAUUGUGUUUCUUGUAAUUUUUCCGCUCAUUUUCCCCAAAUUUUCCUAGCACUUCUGUUUCAUCACGUUUCUCAAGCAAUCAAAUAAACACACAGAAAAAUCAGAAUCACA